Molecule: messenger RNA, 2990 nt
Organism: Danaus plexippus (monarch butterfly)
Lineage: Eukaryota; Metazoa; Arthropoda; Insecta; Lepidoptera; Nymphalidae
Product: DDB1- and CUL4-associated factor 8
Exons: 13
Coding region: 174-2144 (656 amino acids)
Cellular component (GO): Cul4-RING E3 ubiquitin ligase complex; cytoplasm
Molecular function (GO): protein binding
Source: RefSeq, a predicted model, not a curated record
AGAGUACAUACAUAACAGAUAACGUGAUUAAAAAAAUACUAUAUAAUUAAUGUAUACCAGCCUAUAUAUGCCAAAAUACGAAAUAGAUUUUUUUCAUUUUGUCUUCAAAAUAAGGGUAAAAAAUUAUUGUUUCACUAAUAAAACAGUCCCUAUUUGUAACGUAAAUUACUGAAAUGCAAGACAAUUCCUCGAACGAUGAUGAAACUAAGGAUUCUCCGUUGAGUCCUAAAUUAGGUGGAAAAAAACUGAAACUGAACGACGGCAGUUCACAAGACAGUAACAACGAAACUGCAUCUGGGAGUAAAAUUGUAAAGGAAGAAAACGUGGACAGCGGGGUAUCAGCUGAUAAGUCCGAAAGUACGAGUAGUGACGCUGCUGCUGCCGAAGUGCCCUUGAAUGAGGUCGUAACGAUCGCUCCGUCGAGCAGCAAUGUCCGCGCUAUACUCCUCAACAUUAGACAUCCGCGGCGCGCUAGGAACUAUAGAAAACGCAAGACUCCAGACAGGGAGUCAGGCAGUGAUUCCUCGAGAGAUUCAGAUGAUCUCUCCACCGAGGAAGCUGAAAACAUUCCAUUGUCAUUGGAUACAACUGAUGGGGAUGCAGCAACGGAUUUUUCCAAUGGAUCAUCUAGUGAGAGCGGCCUGGACACAUCAUCAAACAGCAGCUACCACAGUGAUGAUCAGCUGAACACGGUGGACACAGACAGCGAUGACCCACUGUGGUCUAGGAAUGAAGAGGACGGGGAAGAGUUGACUGGGAAACCACCUCCCGUGCUGCUCAAGACACGUCCCAAACACACAUAUAUAAUGUUAAGAGAAAUAAUCAAUAGAGAAAUGGGGCUGACAUUUCCAUGCGGCAAAACAACACAGAAUGAUGUGAUAUUUGAACAGAACUUCUACGGAUCACUACAUGCCGUGUACAGACUGGAGAAACUACAUAACCUGCUGAAACAUAGAGGCUGUGUCAACUCUAUCAACUUUCAUCCGGAAGGGCGUCUCCUCGCCUCCGGCUCCGAUGAUAUGAAUGUCGUUGUAUGGGAUUGGGCCAAAAGAACUCCCGUACAGACGGUCAAGACCGGCCACAAGUCCAAUGUGUUUCAGAGUAAAUUUUUAUAUUUGAAUGCUCAGAGUCAACUCAAUAUUGCGACAUGUGCCAGGGAUGGUCAGGUCCGCCUGGUGCAGGUGGGCGGCGGAGGCUCCUGCCGGCGACGCCUGGCAGCCCACGCCCGCCCCGCUCACAAGCUCGCGGUGUGGCCCUCGGACCCUCACCUGGUGCUGUCCGCCGGCGAGGACGGGCUGGUGCUGUGCGCCGACGUCAGAGACGACCAUCCCACCAAAAUGAUCCACGCCAAGACUGCCGCGGGCGGUUCAGUGUCUCUGUACAGCGUGGCGGUGCACCCUCGCUGGCGGCACGAGGUGCUGGUGGCGGGCCGGGACAAGUUCCUCCGGGUGUACGACGCCCGGCGCCCCCAGCAGCCCCUGGCGCUGUACUGGCCGGGACAUUUCAGAGAUGAAAACACUAACGAGGGUAAAUGGUCUCAACGCAAGAGGUUCUCGAUGCACCUGACCUGCGCCGUCUACAACCACGACGGCACCGAGAUACUCGGAUCAUACAACGACGAGGACAUCUAUCUGUUUAACGCCAAAAACGAUAUCUAUGAAGGCACAGAUGAUACCAAGGACGGGUACACUCACAGGUACAGCGGCCACCGGAACAGUGUCACUUACAAGAGCGUCGCUUUCUUCGGUCCGAAGAGUGAGUACAUUGUGUCAGGGUCGGACUGUUCCAACAUUUAUAUUUGGGAGAAAAACUCUGAGGCUAUAGUGCAGUGGAUGAAGGGGGACUCGCACGGUGCUGUGAACUGUAUUGAAACUCACCCCCGGUUCCCGGUCAUGGCCACCAGUGGCCUGGACAUAGACGUCAAGAUAUGGAUACCCAAGAGAGACUCUGAUCCCACAUACGAAGGGAUAGAAAAAGUGGUGAGAAAGAACAGCGUGACGCCUCACAGCCGUCUGUUCAACGAUUUUUUACCUACACUCUUUAGCGCGUGGCGCCACGAGAACAGAAUGUACAGCGACAAUGACGUCAUCCCCACCUACGGGUCCAACAUCGAGUUCGACGGGAACGUCUGCACGCCCUUCUAGACGCGGCCGGGCCGGCGGCGAUCAGUAGACUAUAGUCGGCGGACUCCACACACUAGACUAAGUGUAUACCAUACGUGCGAACUGCCUGUACUCAGUCAGACGACGCGAACUCGUGCCUAGGAUACGGUCGCGCCAGGCGACACCCGCGAACACGUCUGCAUGCCAACCAGGACCUCGCAAGUGUUGUGUUCGAGAUGAACUCCCUUUAGAACUCGCACGACACACGAUACAUCCCACACGGCUGAAGUUAACUUUACAUAGUCUGUAAAGCGAAUGUACAUUUUAAAAAUAUAUUUUGAACAUUUUGUUUUCGAGAAUAGAUUAGAUUACUGCAUGUUUUAUUUUUACUGUAGGAGAAAGAUUUUUGGGAGACAUGUAAUGACAAGAUGUAUUGUUUUGUUUGUCAACAUUAUACGGUUAAAUGUUAUGGAGCAACUAUGUUUUCGUAUUUUUUUUAAUAUCGUUUAAAUUGAUUGCGAAAAACUAUGUUUCCACCAAGUAACCGUUAUUAAGUUGCAAGACAGAAUAAGUAUGGCGGAUAUUAUAAUUGUUUUGUUUUUUAAUAACGUAUGUAUGUACGCAGCCCAAGCCUGUGAUGUCGGUUUGUGAUAUCUUAUUCUGUACACUCAAUAUUUAUUUUAUAGGGUUGUUAUAUGUUAAAAUCAAUAAUCUAUGUCUACUCAACUAGAUCCUUCGAGAAUGUUCUACAGCGGCAUUUGACUGUUGGGAACAGUUUGUUUUUGUUAGUUUAGGCAUAGUGAAGCCUUUCAACCAAUAGUUAUUUAUUUUCCACAAUAAAUGUAAUGUAUGUAAAUAAAAAUAGUAAAAUUAUUUUGAAAUUUUCAA